UUUGUACUACAUAAAUCUUGUGUGUUAUGUGUAUAAAAUAUUGAAAUUUUAUUAACUAUUAUCUCAUUAUUAAACUUUAUUUCAUUUUUCAUAUAUUGUAUUAAUAAAUUUUUCUUUAUGUAUAAAUAUCAAAAAGUUAUUUUUCCAACAAAAAUUAUUUUUUAUUAAUCAUGUAUGAUAUAUGUCAUCCUAGUUAUUAUCAUAUUGGAAAAUUAGGCUGCACUGAUCCUGUAAAAAUAAGCACAACAUUUUAUGUUUACAUUGAGCUAUGCGAAGCAAAGAGAUAUUGGGAAGUUGAUUACAAAUAUAAUGAAAAUUUAGAUUUAUUAUAUUUAGAAGUAAAAAAAAAUAAAACUUCUCAAACAGAAAUAUAUGUACCUUGGCCCACAUCGUGUAAUAUUUCUCUUAAAACAAUAGAGAAGAUACAAGAAGGUUUAAAUGUUGAACAGAUAACUUUUGUUUUUAAACUUGAAGACAGCACAAGCAUUAUUUAUAAAGCUUCUAAAGGUCUUGUGAAACCCAUUGAUCCAGAAACAACUAAAUUGAUGAAAGAAAAAGAAGAAAAAAAGUUAAAUUUAGAAAAAGUAAGAAAAAAUACUUCUUAUUUAUAUGAAUUAGCCAAAUCUUUAGAUAAAGAUAUUAAUAAAGAUAUUAAUAAAGAUAGUGAUGUAAGCCAUAAUAAUAAAAUAACGGAUUCUGAUAUAAGUCAUAAUGAUAAAAUAACAAAUAAUAAAAUUUAUUUUAUUACUUUAUUUAAUCUUCAUAUUUUAAUUCUAUCAAAUUUUUCAAAAAGGAUUAAAAAAAUAUGAAAUUGUCAUAUUUCUUUUAAAUGUUUAUUAUUUAUAUAUUUAAAAGUAAUUAUUAUUUAUAUAUUUAAAAUGUGUAAAGUUUAGAAGUGCUACUAAAAAUAUAUAAUUACUUAAAAUGAUAUGUAUUAAGCUGCCAUUUGCAAAUGUGAAUAUUAAAUAAAUUAUUGCUUAAUGAUAUAUUAUAAGCAUUUUCUAUCGUGUCAGACUAUCUAUGAUUUAGUAAACACUGCAAGUAUGAGGCACAUGCUGUUUCAUUAUUUUUAACUACAGAUAAAUAUUUUAAACAAUCUAAA
Molecule: messenger RNA, 1102 nt
Organism: Apis florea (little honeybee)
Lineage: Eukaryota; Metazoa; Arthropoda; Insecta; Hymenoptera; Apidae
Product: tRNA-splicing endonuclease subunit Sen15
Biological process (GO): tRNA splicing, via endonucleolytic cleavage and ligation
Molecular function (GO): nucleic acid binding
Source: RefSeq, a predicted model, not a curated record